This is a messenger RNA of Ogataea angusta, 2436 nucleotides long. RefSeq lists its product as uncharacterized. Bases 1 to 2436 code for a protein of 811 amino acids. The record is from RefSeq and is a predicted model, not a curated record. NCBI's taxonomy places the organism in Eukaryota, Fungi, Ascomycota, Pichiomycetes, Pichiales, Pichiaceae. Gene Ontology annotation, biological process: protein targeting to vacuole; Golgi to vacuole transport; Golgi to endosome transport. Gene Ontology annotation, cellular component: Golgi apparatus; membrane. The transcript has a single exon. Gene Ontology annotation, molecular function: protein binding.
AUGAAGAUCCUGUACUGGAUAUUCGCGUGCAUGCUCAGCGUCGCCGCCGCCGGUGGCACCACCGCGAGCGGCGGUCACGUGACAACGACGACACAGAGCCCCGGUUCGGGCGAGAACCCGGACGAGCGCGAGGGCGCGCCCGAGGACGCGCGCGACGGCUUCAACGACGGCAAGGUCCGCACCACCUACUUCACGUUCCAGGGAAAGGUCAAGAAGUACGUGUAUCUGGACAAGCUGCCCGGCGACUCGGACGAGACCGUUCUGGUCCUGACCAACCAGAACGAGGUCUUUGUGAGCCACAACCAGGGCCAAGUCUGGGAAGAGGUGGCGCCCGACGAGGAGUUCCUGGACAUCUACGUCGACCCGCACCGCUCCGCCAACGUUUAUCUGCUGGCCGUCAACGACAAGAUAGUUUACUCUUUGGACAGAGCAGACAACUGGAAAUCGUUCCGGACGCCGAGCAAGGCCGUCGCGGGCAUUGCGACGCUGUACUUCCACCCGUCCGACCCGAAACGGCUCAUUUUCAUGGGCCAGGAGGGCUGCAACGACCCGUACUCCAAGGCGUGCCGGCUGGCGGCGUACCACACGUACGCGUCGGGCAAGCGGUGGCUGAGGAUCCAGGAGAACGUGCGGCGGUGCGAGUUUGCCGGCGGCGAGUGGAUCCUGUGCGAGAAGGACGCCAACGAGGCCACGGAGUACCGCUCGAGCCUCGUGGCGUCGGCCGACCUGUUCAAGAGUCGAUCGACGCUGCUCGACCGACUCGUCGGCGUCGGCCGCACCGGCGAGUAUUGGGUCGCCGCAACAGAGACCGCCCACGACGCGCUGCAGCCGCACGUCUCGCUCGACGGCGUCUCGUGGGCUUCAGCUCGGUUCCCGCCAAACCUCCAGCUCAACAAGCACCAGGCCUACACCGUCCUCUCGGGCAACUCCAGGGCGGUCUUCAUGCACGUGACCACAAACCCCGUGACCGGCACAGAGUACGGCACGAUCCUCAAGUCCAACAGCAACGGCACGGAGUACGUGGCGAUUCUGGACGGCGCGAACCGCGACGAGGGCGGGUACGUGGACUUCGAGCAGAUCACGGGGCUCGAGGGCCUCAUUGUGGCGAACGUGGUUGCCAACGCGGGCGACGCCCGAAAGGGAGCCAAGAAGCGCGUCAGGUCGGUGAUCACGCACAACGACGGCGCGCAGUGGUCGCUGCUGCAGCCGCCCGUGGUCGACUCCGAAAACCAGCCGCUGUGCAGCGGCCAGAGUCUCGAGCAGUGCUCGUUGCACCUGCACGGGUUCACGGAGCGUGCCGACUACCGCGACACGUUUGCGUCGGCCAGCGCCGUCGGCAUGAUGAUCGGCGUGGGCAACGUGGGCCCGCAGCUCGGCAGCUACUACGACGGGCACACGUUUCUGACCAAAGACGGCGGAGUCACGUGGAAAGAGGUGAGAAAGGGUGUUUAUUUAUGGGAGUACGGCGACCAGGGCUCGGUGAUAGUUCUGGUGAACGGCAAGGACAACACCAACGUGCUGAGCUACUCUGUGGACGAGGGCGACACCUGGGUCGAUUUCCAGUUCACCAAGGAGCAGGUCACCGUCGAGGACAUCUCGACCGUGCCGGGCGACAACUCGCUGGUGUUCAUGCUGUUCACGAGGGUUCCGCUGGCCAGGGGCGACAAGACCAGGGUGUUCCGGAUCGACUUCAGCCAGCUGCUGGCGAGAAAGUGCUCUGCGGACGAUUUCGAGACCUGGACGCCCAAACACCCGUUCCAGGCGGACAACUGUCUGUUUGGCCACGAGGUGGAGUACACGCGGAAAGUGCCCGGCAGGCUGUGCCAGAUCGGCGGCCGCGCCAUGACAGAGCCGAAAAUCGUCCGCAAUUGCAAGUGCACGCGCCAGGACUACGAGUGCGACUUCAACUACUACCUCACCCCCGACGGGCUCUGCCGUCUCGUGCCCGGCUACAGCCCGCCGAGCCACGAGGACAUCUGUUUUGCCGACAACGCGCCCGUCGAGUACUACCCGGCCACGGGCUACCGCAAGAUCCCGCUCUCGACGUGCGAGGGCGGCGCCGAGUUCGACAAGAGCGAGUCGCCGGUGCCGUGCAAGGGCCGCGAGGACGAGUUCAACAGGCUGCAUCCGCGGCUCGGGCUCUUUGCGGCGCUGCUGCUGUGGGCCGUGGCCGCCGUGGUGGCCGGCUACAGCAUGCGGUUCGCGUACAAGUGGUACACCUCGCGCCACGGCGAGAUCCGGCUCGACGACGACGGCGGGUUCACGUUUGUGGACGUCAACGAGAGCGUGUGGGCGCAGUGGCGGCGGUUUGUGGUGGAGUCGGCGAUCGGUUCAUUGAUGGCUGUUUCUAGACUGCUCAAGAGACGCACGCGACACCAGCCCCUGGCUCCGGAGCCCGUGCCCGAGCCGUCCGACGACGAGGACUUCACGGAGUAG